GUUCACUUGAAGAGAUGCCACUUCUCCGCACUAUGGCAACAACUAGCAGAAACUACUCGGCAACGCGCACGAUACGACGAACCCAAGGAUGGAGGGAACCGAAAGACAAGACUUCCUAAUCAAUAGAGCUCGCCUUCCAUCAAGUGAUGUCGCAGUUUUCUUGGAAAACCGAGUCAGUAUUCCGGGUCAGCCAGGGCCGGUGUUUGUGGAUCGACUCGAUCGGGUUGAGACUCUCGAAGAGGCAUUAAACCAGGAGACAAUUAGUAAGGAACUAUGGAAGCAAGCCAAUGAUGAGAAAGAUCGGCUGUUCGCUCUGAUGGAACAGGUGCGAGCGCGACUAGAUAAGAAGCUUACCAGCAGUAUUCAGUCUGAGCAUCUGGAUUUGCGAUGUUGCACAUGGGACCGAGUCAUGGAAGAAGUACAAACGACAGCUUCAAGGUGGUCAACUACGCCAAAGAAGACAUCAAAAAUGAUGAUGUGUCUUGAUAGACUGGGACGCAAUUCUGACGCGUUUCAGAGUUGGAUCCAGGUCCUUCCAGGGGGUGAUUAUGGUUCAAGUAUUUGUGGUGUCUUCGCCCUCGCUGUUGGAGCAGUCGGCAACUACGCAAAGGUAGAAGAGUCCAUACUUGAUUCUCUAGCUCAGAUUCCCGAGGUCAUCGAAAAUACUCGGCGGUAUAUUGAGAUUUAUUCCGAAUUGCGGAAUCAACACCUUGAAGCCCGCACAUUCGAUCUCUAUUUGUCUAUUCUGAAGGCUCUGACGCAUAUAAUGCAAUUUUUUGCCGAUAGUUCGUUUCGCAAGGUCUAUCAGCCGUUCCUCAAGCAGUCCUCCUACCAGCGCGAACUCCUCGCUAGCUUGGAAGCCGUCAAGGCCCAGGCCACACGAGUGAAAGAAGAAGCAAAUCAAUGCAUGCAGCGACGACUAAUGAAUAUGGACCAGUCUCGUCUCAUCUCCGACAAUGUUCUCCUCGACACCAACCAGACUUCGAACCAGUCGCUUCGUAUCCUGCAAAACGUGUACAAAUUGCUUGCUAGCAGAAUGGAAUCGCACUCUUUCAGCGAAGAGACGUUUGCGACGGUCGUAUCAUCUAGGCAAUCAAGCCUGCUCAGACUUGGUCAGAAGGAAAGCCAGCAAGUCUCAUCCGACAACACGGAUGAUGUCAGGAAAUUGCUCAAAUUGAUACAGUUUGAUCUUGAUCGAAUUUCGAAGGAUAUCGAAACAUGUCUGCGAUUGGGUGACGCAAUGAAUGAAACCUCCAAAGCAAAAGCUGCCAAACUUAUUCAAAACCAAGUCUUCAAAGCUUUCAUGACCACGGACCUGUUCUCGACACCCUUAUUAGUUAACGGGAACGAAGACAUGUCAUGUGCAGAAGGCUUGUCACCGUACAGCCUCGUAGCUGCAAGACUCACCCAAGUAUCCGAGCAAGCCGAGUCUACCUUUGGCAUCGCCUACUUUUGCAGCGAACACAGACCCUAUGGCAACGAUUCCACGGUACCGGUACUCGUUAGUAUGAUGGCCAGUCUUCUGGGUCAGCUCAUUACUCUACUGCUAGGCAACGGGGCAACACUUGAUCUGUCUUUCCUGGAUGAGCUCAGUUGGAACAACUUGAAGAAAAUGAAGCUCAAAUCACUUUGCGCUGUAUUUGAAGAACUAACAAGUCAGAUUCCACAGGGAAAUGUCUUGUUUUGCAUACUAGACGAGAUCAGUCUAUAUGAGACGGGCCUUCUGCGGCAAGACACUGAGGCCGUGCUACGGCGGCUGACACGGUUGACAAGGCGACGGAAAGAGAUCAUUUUCAAACUGCUGGUUACUUGUCGUGGUCGAGCUGUGGAUGUCGUUCAAUACUUUACGGGGCACGUUCUGGAUAUGGAUGACUCUGCUGAGGCAGACGACUCGUCGACAUGGCAAAUCGCCAACUUGUGUCUCUAGCCCGGCCGGCAGUGUUGGCAUCUGGAAGACGGGAAGCAAUGUAUAUUGAAACUUCACUCAUAUCUAGUCAGGCUGUUGAAAGAGAUCGGCACUGCGCGUUUGAAAGUCUAAACCCCGCCCGGUCAGCAUCUCGAGUCCGGUAGCUGGAACAACCUGAAGUUUUUCAGUAUUCCUGGGGGCGACCGAGG
Molecule: messenger RNA, 2115 nt
Organism: Ilyonectria robusta
Lineage: Eukaryota; Fungi; Ascomycota; Sordariomycetes; Hypocreales; Nectriaceae
Exons: 7
Coding region: 89-1927 (612 amino acids)
Source: RefSeq, a predicted model, not a curated record